Messenger RNA from Rhodamnia argentea, 1112 nucleotides. Its product is annotated as protein TIFY 10a-like. The record is from RefSeq and is a predicted model, not a curated record. Gene Ontology annotation, cellular component: nucleus. NCBI's taxonomy places the organism in Eukaryota, Viridiplantae, Streptophyta, Magnoliopsida, Myrtales, Myrtaceae. Gene Ontology annotation, biological process: regulation of jasmonic acid mediated signaling pathway; response to wounding; regulation of defense response. The transcript is spliced from 5 exons. Bases 78 to 854 code for a protein of 258 amino acids.
GGGUUUCUCGCCCGAAGCCGCGUGUCCGUUUCUUUUUUUGUGGUUUCUUGCUGGGUGUUACGGCGUAGGGCCAGAAGAUGUCGUCGACGACCUCGUCGGGGCUCUCGGAUUCCGGUGUGCUCGCCGGGCGGAACCUGUCCAGGUCCCCGGAGAAGCCCGCCAGCAACUUCUCCCAGACUUGCAGCUUGCUGAGCCAGUACUUGAAGGAGAAGGGCACUCUCGGCGAUCUCACCCUCGGCGCGCCCGAGAUGCUGCGUCAGGCUGCCGGGGCGAACCCGAUGAACUUCGCGGCGCCUCCUCCUCGGCCAGUGAAGUCCAUGGAUCUGUUCCCUCAGCAAGUCGGUUUCGGCUACACCAAGGAAGGUGUUGCAAGAGUUGCUGCUGAUUCAAUUGAGGCCAGACCUGCUACUAAGGAGCCAGAAGCUGCACAGAUGACCAUUUUCUAUGCUGGGCAAGUCAUCGUGUUCAACGAUUUUCCGGCUGAUAAGGCGAAAGAGGUCAUGCUCAUGGCAAGCAAGGGAAGCCCGCCCAAUUUCACCCCUCCGGGCACUCCCACUCUGUCCAACGGGAGAAAUGCUUACGCCCCUGAAACUGUCAAAAGCCGGGUCAAUCCGGUCCUCAGCCGUGGCCUCCCCCCGCAUCAUCCGGCUAUUAACAUUAUCCAAGCGUGCCUCCCUGAGCCAACAGUUUCAGAUCUGCCUAUCGCCCGGAGAAACUCGCUCCACCGCUUCCUGGAGAAGAGAAAAGAUAGGAUAACAGCGAGAGCACCAUACCCAACAACCGGCUCACCCGCACCUCCUUCCAAGCCUGCUGAGAGCAAGUCAUGGCUCACCUUAGCUGCUCAAUCACAGUAGUUUGAGCAUAUUAUUUUCAUCAUCAUCAUCAUUAUUAGUUAUUAAUCUUAGCAAUUAUUAAGUUUUUGCUAAUGGUGAUUUCCUUAGCUCCAGUUCCCUUUUUAGCUCUUCGAGCUAUGGCUCUCCUGACCAUUGCCAGCAAAGCCAAUUAGGCCUAACUGUCCAUUAAAUUCUACCAUUAUUUGUAAUUAAUAACUCCAGCACCCCGCUUUCAAUUUGCUACAAUUACUACUAAUUCUGCUUAAAUGUAACUUUUUU